Messenger RNA from Mustela erminea (ermine), 1135 nucleotides. It is a transcript of the gene PDCD6, whose product is annotated as programmed cell death 6. The coding region runs from base 91 to 660 and encodes 189 amino acids. The record is from RefSeq and is a predicted model, not a curated record. Gene Ontology annotation, molecular function: calcium ion binding. NCBI's taxonomy places the organism in Eukaryota, Metazoa, Chordata, Mammalia, Carnivora, Mustelidae. The transcript has 6 exons.
CCGGGCCCCGCCCCGCGGAGGCGGAAGUGGAGCCGCCCCCGGCCUGCCUGCGUGCCCGGGGAGCCUCAGCCCAGCGGAGCGCCUGGCUCCAUGGCCGCCUACUCCUACCGCCCGGGCCCCGGGGCCGGCCCGCCUGCAGGCGCGGCGCUGCCGGACCAGAGCUUCUUGUGGAACGUCUUCCAGAGGGUCGACAAGGACCGGAGCGGGGUCAUCUCGGACAGCGAGCUGCAGCAGGCGCUCUCCAACGGCACGUGGACUCCGUUUAACCCCGUGACUGUCCGGUCAAUCAUCUCCAUGUUUGACCGGGAGAACAAGGCCGGCGUGAACUUCACUGAGUUCACGGGCGUCUGGAAGUACAUCACAGAUUGGCAGAACGUCUUCCGCACCUAUGACAGGGACAACUCCGGGAUGAUCGACAGGAACGAGCUCAAGCAAGCGCUCUCAGGUUUUGGGUACCGGCUGUCCGACCAGUUUCACGACAUCCUCAUUCGAAAGUUUGACAGACAAGGACGGGGGCAGAUCGCCUUCGACGACUUCAUCCAGGGCUGCAUCGUCUUGCAGAGGCUGACCGAUAUAUUCCGGCGCUACGAUACGGAUCAGGACGGCUGGAUUCAGGUGUCCUAUGAGCAGUAUCUGUCCAUGGUCUUCAGCAUCGUAUAACGCUGGCCUUUGCAGAUCGCGGCGGGACUUGUGGAAGGAAGACUAAAAAUGCCAAAUCUCCCUUGAAGGAAACAGGACACAGAUGCAGCAAGAUACUGUUCUUCUUCCUUUAGAUUUUAUAUAAUUAACAUUUGGGGGCCCGACUGUACAUAUGUGGAUAAGCUGGGAAGGUUUUUGCAAAUGUAACCAUGGUUGUAAUCAUUAUUCACAUACAGACAUUUGAUUUGAGGCUGUUCAGCUGUGCCAUGAGGUAAGAUGCGAUAAUGUUUCAGGUAUUCUGCAUGCGAAAACUUCAUCACAGUCUUUUCCAGAUGGCUCCAGGUCUAUAGGGGAAAUACUGUCAUUAGCCAAUAGGAAUUUAAAACUAAUCCGGAAUUGCACAAAGGCUUUCAUGUGCCUUACAUUUUUGAGACGGGGUUUAUUGUAUUUGUUUGAAUAUGCAGCAUAAGCAAUAAAGCAGAUGCGCCCCUGUCCC